AUGAGGCAUGUAGGGAUCCACAGAAAUACAAUUUUGGAAAAUAGUCGGAGAGUGCCACUGAACACAAUAAUUUUACCUCCACUCUCACCACCUCUUCCUGAAAAGGCAACAGAACUUAUAGGAAAAGUACUGGUGAAUAAAUCGAAAACUGGUGGAGUAAAUGGUGAACUGGUAACAGUUUCCAGAUCACAAGAUAUACCGUCAACUAGCCCCGAACGACCGAAAGGUCCAGAUAGUGCAAGAGUGGCUCAGCUGGAACAAAAUAUUCGAUUUCUGCAAGAACAACAUCAGCUCAUGUUAACAGGUCUUCAUAACGAGAUCGAAAGUCUUCGAAAUCGAAAUAGAGAAUUACAGUUCCAGUUAGUAUUCGUUAAAGGUACUCUCCCUAGUUCUCCUUCAUCACCGGAAGAUGACACGAAACACAAGGUGUACUCCAGCCCGAAACAAAUCAACAUUACUCCUCUACAAGUGGAACUUUUGGAGAAAGAAUUAGGGGAGUUGAAGUUGCAAUUACAAGAAAUCGAAAGUCGAAAUGUUUAUCUUUCUGCAAUAGUUGACGAACAAAAAAAAAAACUUGAACGUUACGAACGUGACAGAGAAAAAGAACGUGAGAGAGCGCUUCAACCUGAUCCAGAAUUGUUGCGGAAACUCGACGAUGCUGAGACAAUAAUCCGAAGAUUGCGUCGAGAAAAUUCCGAUUUGCGUCGUGAAAACGCUAGCGUGUCGCAUUUUCAGUUGCGUGAUUCUCCAGCCACGUACAAAGAAUCUCAAAAGACAGGAACCAAUCAGGGACGCGGCAACGGGCGACAUCGAGGAAAUGGAAGUGGCCAUUAUCGAGGCAACUGGUUCCCCCCUCUACAUUCGCAAAGUUUUUGGCAACAGGGAACUAGACAGGAAAGAAAUGGAAGCGCGGACAGUGCCGGGUUACCGAAUUUGCAAAGUAACGGCAGUAACUCAACCCAGUAUCAAGGGCGAAGGGGGACCAAUAAUAACCACUACCAUAACGGAGAUGGCAGAAAGUAUAGAGGCGGGCAGAAUAAAAGUACUAAACCAUCAUAAAACGAAAAUCAAAAAUGAUUUUUUAAGCGUUGGAUAUUUGUAUUAUUAAGCGCUUAAAGGCUGUCUGUAUUAGAUACAAAUAUUUUAAUACUUACUCCCAGUGGUUUAAAACUGUUGUUAUAAUCAUGUUGAAACAAGCAGUCAGAACACUUUCGUUGAGGCAUUUUUUGGGAGUAGAAUUAUAGACUGUGAUUUGAUAAAACUAUUCAUCUUUUUUUAUCUUUGUAUUCGAGGAGACAAAUAUUUGGUAAUUUGUAAUAAUGUGCGACCGAAAAAGGGAACCAUGAGCCAUUCCAAUUAAUGAAUUAGUUGUAUGUUAAACUUUGAACUAUAAAGACUUAAAACUUCAUUCAAAUUUAUUAUAAUUAACAAAACCAAAAAUAAUAGUUAUAUCACUGUGCAUUGAAAUUUGGUGGAAACACAAGUGUGACGUAUAGAUUGGGAUGCAUUUUUUAAACUUCAGUUGAUAAUGAUACUCUGAGCAUGUCUAUCGUGAUAUUAGCCUGUUUUUAGAUUAAAGCUUAUUACACGAAAAAUAUGCAGUGGGUAUACGCAUGUGAUUAUAUACACCAAAAAUUUCAACGCUGCGCAAUUGUUAAAUGUCAUACUUCAGAACUAUCCAAACGUUCAACUGCCCAAAAUGGUUACAUUCGUUUACUUCUUUUCAACGGCACUCUAAUGACACGAUUGAGAAAUGUAAAGCUGGAUUGUUUACGUUUAACGCCAUAUUUCGCACGUGGUAGAUUAUGGAAUAAUAAGUUUAAUUGUUAUGUUGACAAGUAGACAUGACAAUUUUAAAUAUUUAUACAUUCUAGAUGUUUACACGUCAACAUGUCACAUUGAAUUAUAAAUAUGUCAUAUUGACCUGUAAACAUGACGUUUAUCCCAGUGUCACUAAUGUUGAAAGUGUUAUUCGUAAACAGCGUGGUGUGAGAUUCACAAGGUAUGGUUAUAAACUGAAGUUUCAAAAACUCACCCCAGUAAAAGUCCCUUAUUUUUCGAUCGCACUGUGAUCCAUAAGUUUUUCAACGUAACUGAAGAGUAUCUAGAUUUUAUCUAUGAUCAAGUAUCUUUAUAACAACUACUUUAACAGGGAGUUCAUUUAUAGUGGAUGCUUCUUGCAUUAUGUUGUUUUUAACAACCAUCCACUAACCUAAUAUGUGUCUUAAUUAUUUUAACAAUACUGUACAACUUGAUUCAAAAUAGAACUGAAACUGUUAUGUUAACGUAUUAGAGAUGUCUCUGAUAACUCUAGUUUUCUGGUACCAUUUACAGAUGUCAUGCAAUUCACUUACCUCAGUGAUAUUUUUCCAAGGCUUUCACGUAUGUACUUAUUUAAUAACGUCAGCUUGUUUAAAAGUAUAAACAGUAUUGAUUAUUAUUGACUAUUCAACUAGUACAUGAAGAUUUUACUGUCUGUUGAUAUAUUUGUGCAAUACAUUCUCCUAUAGAGUAGUUUUUAAUACUAAACUGUGCAC
Molecule: messenger RNA, 2537 nt
Organism: Zophobas morio
Lineage: Eukaryota; Metazoa; Arthropoda; Insecta; Coleoptera; Tenebrionidae
Exons: 5
Coding region: 1-1059 (352 amino acids)
Source: RefSeq, a predicted model, not a curated record